AUGUCCGCCAACCAGCUGCCCCUCUCGCAAGGCACGCUCGGCCACCUGCUGCCGCCGAGCUGGAAGACGCAGGUGACGGCGUGGCUCGCCGAGGACACGCCGUCGUGCGACUACGGCGGCUUCGUCGUCGGCGAGCAGCCGCGCACCGCCACGCUCUGGGGCAAGUCGGCCGGCGUCGUCGCGGGGCGUCCCUUUUUCGACGAGGUCUUUGCGCAGUGCGGCUGCGCCGUGACCUGGCACGCCGCCGAAGGCUCCGAGAUUGUCCUCAACACCAGCAGCAGCACCGCCGCCGCCGCCGCCGCCGCCGCACCCAAGCAGAAAAUCGCCACCGUGACCGGCCCCGUCCGCGGCAUCCUGCUCGGCGAGCGCGUCGCCCUCAACGCGCUCGCGCGGUGCUCGGGCAUCGCCACGCGCAGCCGGGAGCUCGUCGGCCUCGUGCGCGCCGCCGGCUACGGAGGCGUAUUGGCCGGCACGCGCAAGACGACGCCCGGGUUUCGGCUCGUCGAAAAGUACGGCAUGCUCGCCGGCGGCGCCGACGCCCACCGCAUGGACCUCAGCUCCAUGGUCAUGCUCAAGGACAACCACGUCUGGAGCCGCGGCAGCAUCACCGAGGCCGUCGUCGCCGCCCGCUCCGUCGCCGGCUUCGCCGUCAAGAUCGAGGUCGAGGUCCAGACCGAGGCCGAGGCCGACGAGGCCAUCGCCGCCGGCGCCGAUGUCGUCAUGCUAGACAACUUUACCGGCGAUGGCGUCAAGGUCGCCGCGCGCAGCCUCAAGGCGCGGUGGGCGGGCAAGAAGCACUUUUUGCUCGAGGUGUCGGGCGGCUUGACGAGGGACAACGUGGCCCCUUAUGUGUGCAAUGAUGUCGACAUCAUCUCCACCAGUUCUAUUCACCAGGGUGUCCCGCAUGUUGACUUUUCGCUCAAGAUUGAGCACUAG
Molecule: messenger RNA, 936 nt
Organism: Cordyceps militaris CM01
Lineage: Eukaryota; Fungi; Ascomycota; Sordariomycetes; Hypocreales; Cordycipitaceae
Product: nicotinate-nucleotide pyrophosphorylase
Exons: 2
Coding region: 1-936 (311 amino acids)
Biological process (GO): NAD+ biosynthetic process; quinolinate catabolic process
Cellular component (GO): cytoplasm
Molecular function (GO): nicotinate-nucleotide diphosphorylase (carboxylating) activity
Source: RefSeq, a predicted model, not a curated record